AUGCAUUGUUGGUGCUACGCCCCUGAUCCCAACGUUCCACUGAAUCCAUACUUUAAGCUACUUGAUGAUAAGGGCCGUGGAGAAGAAGAAAGUGUUAUUCUUAAGAUAAAUUUCGUAAAUCCCAUGGGCAGGGCAGUUGAUAUUUUGCAAGUACCGGCCGGGAAGGAGGAUUGA
Messenger RNA from Pyricularia oryzae 70-15, 174 nucleotides. RefSeq lists its product as uncharacterized. The transcript has 4 exons. The record is from RefSeq and is a predicted model, not a curated record. The coding region runs from base 1 to 174 and encodes 57 amino acids. Lineage: Eukaryota; Fungi; Ascomycota; Sordariomycetes; Magnaporthales; Pyriculariaceae.